AUGCGGGGCCCGCGGGCGGCCCUGGCGCUGCUGCUGGCGGCGGCGCUCGCCCCGCGGCCGGCGCGGCCGCACCCGCAGUGCCUGGACUUCAAGCCGCCGUUCCGGCCGCCGCGGGGCCUCGCCUUCUGCCGCCGCUACGGCGACUUCGGCUGCUGCGACCCGAGCCGCGACAGCGCCCUGCUGCAGCGCUUCUACAGCCUCAGCGCCAGCCUCGACGAGCGCACCUACGCCGCCUGCGCCGGGCACCUGCAGGAGCUGCUGUGCCAGGAGUGCUCCCCAUAUGCAGCUCACUUGUACGACGCUGAGGACCCCUCCACGCCCGUGCGGACGAUCCCAGGGCUGUGCCAGGACUACUGCACGCAGCUGUGGCACAGCUGCCGCUCCAUCUUCCGCGGCCUCUCCGCAGACCCGGAGCUGACCGCGCUGGAGAACAACGCGGCGAAGUUCUGCCGCUACCUGUCCCUGGAGGACACCGACUACUGCUUCCCUCACCUGCUGGCCAACCAGCACCUGAACCAGAACCUGGGGCUGGUGACGGCCGACGCCGAGGGCUGCCUGCAGCUCUGCCUCACGGAGGUGGCCAACGGGCUGCGCAACCCCGUGGCCAUGGUGCACGCCAACGACGGCACCCACCGCUUCUUCAUCGCCGAGCAGGUGGGCCUGGUGUGGGCCUACCUCCCCGAUGGAUCCAGGCUGGAAAAGCCAUUCCUGAACAUCAGCGAGGCUGUGCUCACCUCGCCGUGGGAGGGAGAUGAGAGAGGGUUUCUGUGCAUUGUCUUCCAUCCUAAAUUCAAAUUUAACGGUAAAGUGUACGUCUACUACUCAGUUGAAGUUAAUUUUGAAGAGAGAAUCCGAAUCAGUGAGUUCAGAAUUUCUCCCACUGACAUGAAUGCCUUGGACCAUGGUUCUGAAAGGAUAAUCCUUGAAAUAGAAGAACCUGCUUCCAACCACAACGGAGGAGAGCUGCUCUUUGGAGAUGAUGAGUAUCUCUACAUCUUCACUGGAGAUGGAGGCAUGGCUGGGGAUCCUUUUGGCACCUUUGGAAAUGCCCAGAACAAAUCAGCCCUGCUGGGCAAAGUGCUGCGGAUCGAUGUGAACAACAACGACCGCGGGCCCCUGUACCGAAUUCCGCCCGACAACCCCUUCGUCAGCGACCCCGCGGCGCGCCCCGAGGUCUAUGCCUAUGGUGUGAGGAACAUGUGGCGCUGCUCCUUCGACAGGGGCGACCCUCACACCAAGGAGGGGAAGGGACGACUCUUCUGUGGAGAUGUGGGGCAGAAUAAAUACGAAGAAGUUGACAUCGUGGAGAAAGGGAAAAAUUACGGCUGGAGGGCGAGGGAAGGGUUCAGCUGUUACGAUAAGAAACUUUGCACCAAUUCUUCCUUGGAUGAUGUGCUUCCAAUUUAUGCAUAUCCACACAAAAUGGGGAAAUCUGUUACAGGAGGCUACGUCUACCGAGGCUGUGAGUCUCCAAACCUGAAUGGCCUGUACAUAUUUGGUGAUUUUAUGAGUGGACGCCUGAUGUCUUUGAAGGAGGAUCGUGCUACUGGAGAAUGGCAGUACAGUGAAAUCUGCAUGGGGACAGGACAAACGUGCAUGUUCCCUGGGCUUAUCAAUAACUAUUAUCAGUACAUCAUCUCCUUUGCUGAAGAUGAAGCAGGGGAAUUGUACUUCCUAUCUACUGGUGUACCAAGUGCCACAGCUCCCAAUGGAGUGGUGUACAAAGUGGUGGACACCUCCAGGACAGCACCACCAGGAAAAUGCCAAGUUGAGCCUUCGCCAGUGAAAGUCAAAAGCAAGCGCAUCCCAUUUGUGCCAAAGGAGAAGUUUAUUAUGAAAACACCCCCACCACGUCCCCGCCUGCAGCCCACGACCGAGGCUCCGUGGGGAGGCGUCCCCGGGCCGGGCAAAGCCCCCCGGCCGGGGAAGGGCCCGGAGGAGGAGAAGGGGCAGCGCAGGCAGAAGAAGAAGAAGAAGCAGGGCCCCGGCAAUGGCGCGGUGCGGCUGAUGCGGCAGGGCCGGCGCGGGCGCGGCCGGGGCCGGCUCGAGGUGUUCAUCGACGGCGAGUGGGGCACGGUGUGCGACGAUGGCUGGGGCCUGCCCGCCGCCGCCGUGGUGUGCCGCCAGCUCGGCUUCCCCCGCGCCGUGCGCGCCACCAAGAAGGCGGAGUUCGGGGAAGGCAGCUCGCUCCGCAUCCUCCUGGAUGAUGUGCAGUGCUCCGGGCAGGAGAGGACGCUGCUGGAGUGCUCCCACGCCGGGGUGGGCACGCACAACUGCAAGCACGAGGAGGAUGCUGGCGUGGUGUGCAGCCGGGAGGAGGUGACAGACCGGUGACAACAGCCAGCUGAGGGACUGGGAGACAUCCCUCUCUUGCCCAGCUCUCUAAACCAGCUGCAGUAUUGAGGAGGGUGUGCCCUGCCAUGGGGAUGCUGCAUCUGUUCAAAUAAUCUUAUGUUUUCUUCAUGUUUGUCCCCAUGUAUUUGCCUCGGAGGGAAAAAAAAAAAAAGAAAAAUGAAGCACUGAAUUCAGUAUGUUGUGGGCAGAGGCUGCAUUUCUAUGGGGUUUUUUUUGUAGGAAGAAACUCCCAAGCAUUAGCCUUUAUAGAUCAGAAAAGAGAUGCAUCCUGUUGCCCUUUCCCCUGUCAAAAUACAGGAUUCUUAAUACAGCAUUCUUCAGCUGUGCAUCACAAUGUUUUGCCAAAAAAUAAGUUCCCAAAUGGCUGGGUUUCACUCUUAUGGAAGCAUUUGCAUUGUUUGCCUUGCUUUGCCACCUGCAGCUCUAAGCUGAGGUUUUUAAGGACGUGCCUUUCUAAAUCUGUGCCUUUCUUUGCAAAUUAUAAAAGUAUAUCUAUUUUUUUAACCUUCCACUCAGUAGUUUAAAGGAAAAUUAUUUUUUCUGUAAUGCUUUUUGUUGGUAUAAACCUAUUGGUCAUCAAGGAUAAGCAAAAUCAGGUGAUUUAGAAGAAACCAUAGUGUACUGCAUGGAAAAUAUUUCUGCCGUUUAUAUUAGCCUAAAUGAAAAGAAAAUCUAACCCCUUUUACAUGAACAGGAUUGAAAAUCUGGCCUUUUUUAGAUGGACAGAAUCAUUAUCCAGUUUAGCUCUGAAGAUACUUUUGUACAUGUUUUUCCACUUUCCCAAACUUAAUAACAUGUACAUGUUUUUCCAUUCAGUUUUUCACAGGUGUGAAUGACUAGACAAGAGGUAAUACACUGGGGCAAUAGUCUAGUAAUAUUUACCCCUUUUUAGAGGAUAUUAAAAAAAAAAGCAAACAAAAGCAGCCCUAUUUUGUCUGAAAUGUGUUUUUCACCUGAGUGGCAAUGGGAGACACAUGUCUUAUUAAAGCAUUUGGCCUGGUUAUUUGUUUUUCCUGGUGUAAUCAGGAUAGGUUUAGUCUUGCUGCUCACACAAGAACAUGAGAAAGACAAAAAAAUCCCCCAAAAAUCCUCUAAAACCCCUCAAAUAUAAAAUGACCAGUGUGUCUAAAAAAGUUCACAAGCAAAACCUUGUAUCUAAAGACCUUACUGUGGAUAUUUAAUUUAACUCAAUUUCAAGUUGACAGUAUCUUCUUAAGCCUAAAACAUGAAUAGGGUAAAUUAAUCUAUCUUAAAUAUUUUUCCUGAACUUUCUGAUAAAUUCCCAUUAAACUGUUUUUGGUAUUAAAGAACACCUUAAAUACACAAAACCAGAUGAUCAAAAAAAAAUAUUUCCCCCUACUUCUUAUGAAGUAUAAAAGGAGGAACAGAUGCAUAAAGUGCCUUUUGAGAAGUGCUACUCUCAUUUCAUUUGAAAACCUACAAAUGCCAUCAGGCACCAGACUGGUAUCAGGCCUUUCCCUUUGCAGUGAAGUUGCAAACUUAUUUGUUUCAAGUGCAGAAAUUCACUUCAAAAUGUUCAGGGAACAGGGGAGUCCUUUGCAAAUUCUUCUGUUAAAAGAGUUGGAACCUACUGAGCUGGUGGAACUAGAGGACUGGAAGAAAAUAGAAGGUGAAGAUACAAACAUUCUUUUUCCAAAUUCCUCUUUCACUUCUUUUGGCUCCUAGGCCAAACUUCAGCUCCCUCUGUCUGGGAGAUUUUAAGGAGAAUCUUGGUCAUAGUUAUACUUGAAAACUUCUGGGUAGAAAAAAAAGACCUGCACAAUAAAAGUUACCCUGAAGGAAUUGAGGUGAUUCCAGGAUGUCUGCCACAGACGAAUUAGGCAGGAAUUUCACCAGCAUUUUCUAACUAUAAAGUAUUCUUUUUCUAAUUUAACUGUUAGUUACCCUGCACCUGCUUUAGUCUGUUUGAACAUCCUGAGGACAAGCAGAGGCCACGUACAUCUUGGAUAUUGCUGGUGGGGAUUUCCAGCCCUCCUGGCUGGCAGGCAGGGUGACACAGGCUCUGGUGGCAGCCAGGGGCACAGGGGAGCCAGCUCUGGGUGAGAGCAGCUGUGCCUGGCAGUGCUGGCACAGAGCCCUGCACCCCGUGUUUGCUGGUGAGGUGUUUGCGAUGCUGCUAUGUGGGUGCUGCCAGCUCCACAGGGAAAUGUUUAUUAGCAGAGAAAGAGACAAGACUUGUUAAGUACAGGGGGUUUUCCCCCUCUUAUCCCUUCUCCCAGCCUGCACUGAGUGGGGAAGGUGUUCAAAUGGGAUCGAGCCAGCUCAGCACACGUGGCUGUGUGUGCAUGUCAGUGCCUGCCAGGUCAGUGCACUCUAUGAUGCUGGCAAAGCAUUUCUGAUCAUUGUGGUCCCUUCCAAGCUUAAAAUAUAUCUGUUCUAACUCCUGGUGUCUGUCAGUCUAGCUCACUGGUAUUUAAAUGAUGAGCCUGUACUAUUUAAAGCACACAAGUACACAUGCAUUUAAAUACCUGCUAUCUUAUCUGUUGUUUAAUAGGAUUCUUAGUGAUAUCAUUUUUAUAUAGCAGGAUGUCACACCAAGUAAGCAUUAGAUAAACUAAUAAGCUACACUUGAACAUGACAGUAUACUUCCUGGAUACAAAUUCAGGAUAAAUCUUAAACUAGCCCACAGUACAACCAGACUUCCUCAUGUACUUCCUCAUGUGGCAGUCCCAAAGUUUUGUCUAGUAGCAAUAUAAUUUAUUGCCUUGUCUCCCGAUUCAACUCUGUGACUGAGACUGGAGCAUCUGCAUUUUUCCUUACAUAUCUGUCCUUAAGUUAGCACAGCUGCAUCACCAUAUCUCUAAGGGAACAGUGUAAACUCAACCUUUCCCUGUCUUUUUCUCUGCCUGCAAGGCAGAGUAGCUCUGUCCAUAGCUCAGGAUUUUUCACUUACAUCCUUGUGUAGCUCAGCAUCCAGCCUGAGCACUCACUGCCACACUGUGUUGUAGUCUGCAGUAUUGACAUUAUCCUUAUUUGAACUUACCAUGCUCUUUCCAAGAAAUCCAAUAGAUAAAUCUUCCCAACAUAUCUAGGAUAAUCUUUAGAGUUUGCUGCUCAAGCAGUGAAGGGAUAGUGAAAUAGGUAGGGUGUUGUAUCAGGGGUUCUCACUCACAUGCUGGCAAAACCCUCCUGGAGCUGAGCCCUGGCUGGAGAAUGCCAUGAAGAUAUCCUCCAUGUCAGGGGAGUUUUGCCUCUGCCCAGGUCAGGCUGCAGGGUAUGAACAGCAUGAGGCACAUGUAUCACAUUAAAUAAGCACAGAGAAAUCCAUUGACAUUGAAAUUGUACUGAAGACAUGGCUCAAGUUCAGAAAGCUCAGUGGUGGCACUGUGGGUGACACUGGCACAGGGUGCAAAGGUGAGCCUGGGGCCCCAGCUUCACGUGCUGCCAUCGUGCUGCCGUCGUGUUUGUCUUGCCUUUAUCUCCCCUGUCAGCCUCUCACCAGUAAAACCUUUGUGUUGGGCUUUAUGAUGGCCAAGGGGGAACAGCAGCUCCUGAAUGCCUGCUCUGCCCCAGGGCCCAAACCCAACAAACACCCAGGGCUGGGCCCAGCUCAGCCUGCACCUUUCACGAGUUAGCAUUGAUGCAGCUAUGGGGGGGACAGUCCCCAGCACAAAUCCAUCCUCUGUAGGAGAGCUCAGCCUGUCACUGUUUGGGUGUGGUCAGCAUAGAAAUUCAGAAGCACAGAGGAGAAUAACAGUCACAAGUGUCAAUAUCCAAGUCUGAUUGUGUAUUGGAAACAUGCCAGUAGUCCUCUCUAAAGGUCAGCGUGGUAUGUGGGAUGCAUUGGCCCCCUUAGAUACUUUCAGACAUAAACACACAUUUUUCUAUAUCAAAAGAUGCUUGCACCUCUUUUCAUAACCACUAACUGUGCUCCAAAUUUAAGCUUUAAGAAAACAUAGGUUUUUUCCCUCUGCAAACCAACAAAACAUGGAACCCAUGUGAUGUGUGUUCAUACCUUGCUGUCUCCUACAUGACUUUCCCAAGGCUCUCAUGUCUGGGGCACAGGUGCAGAUAUAGAGCUGCCUCGAGCAAUGUUUCAACAUUGUCAGAAAAGCAGCUAUGAUGGAGAUGGCAAUCAUUCCUCUGCAAGAAUGUGG
This is a messenger RNA of Zonotrichia albicollis (white-throated sparrow), 6473 nucleotides long. It is a transcript of the gene HHIPL1, whose product is annotated as HHIP like 1. Gene Ontology annotation, cellular component: membrane. NCBI's taxonomy places the organism in Eukaryota, Metazoa, Chordata, Aves, Passeriformes, Passerellidae. The record is from RefSeq and is a predicted model, not a curated record.